AUGGCGGCGGCGCGAGGGGCCCGAUCUGGGGUUUCGGCUGCUGCGGCGGUGCUGGUUUCGGUUCUGCUCGUGGGAGGUCUGGCCUCGGGCGGCGCGGGGGCCGAGAUCCGAAGGCAGAAGAACGUGCAGGUGGCCCUCCGGGCCAAGUGGGCCGGCACGCCGCUGCUGCUCGAAGCCAGUGAAUUACUUUCAAAAGAAAGGAAGGAUCUGUUUUGGGAUUUCAUCAACCACUGGAAGGAACUGGACAAAGGCUCUGAAUGUUCGACGGCAAAAUGCUGUGCCCAGAAGAUUGUUGAGGAUGCCCGCACACUACUCAAUGAGCCACUCUCUUCAAUUUUUGAGUUUUCUCUUACCCUUCGAUCAGCAUCGCCAAGAUUAGUGCUUUACAGGCAGCUUGCAGAGGAGUCAUUAUCUUUGGUUUCUAUUAAGGAUUCACUAGAGCAAAUUUCUGGUCAUGGUACUGGAGAAAAUUUUGAUGAGGCUGCAGGUCCUAACUCUUCUGGAGGAACUUGCUGCUGGGUGGACACAGGGAAUGUUCCUCUGUUCAAUUCAGCUGAUCUACGUGAAUGGCUGGAGGGCUUGGGCAAGCUAGAUGCGGACUCCACCGAACAACCUGAACUCUUUGACUUUGACCAUGUAUAUUCUCGUGCAAAUAUUACCGCUCCAGUUGCUAUAUUUUAUGGGGCUGUUGGGACAAAAUGCUUCAAAGAGCUGCAUGUUCAACUAGCAGAAGCAUCAAAGCAGGGAAAAGUCAGGUAUGCUCUGCGCCCUGUCCUACCAUCUGGAUGUCAGGCUACAUCUAGCUUUUGUGGUUCAGUUGGUGCUGUAGAUGCAGUCACCUUAAGUGGUUAUGGGGUAGAGCUUGCCCUCAAAAACAUGGAAUACAAAGCCAUGGAUGACACUGCUAUAAAGAAGGGUGUUCCUCUAGAAGAUCCUAAGACUGAAGACCUCAGUCAAGAAGUCAGAGGGUUUAUAUUUUCCAAGAUUCUGGAACGGAAGCCGGAGCUAAAUGCUGAGAUUAUGGCCUUCAGAGAUUAUCUGUUGUCAUCAACAGUAUCUGACACACUUGAAGUAUGGGAACUCAAAGAUCUGGGUCAUCAGACAGCACAGCGGAUCGUUCAAGCAUCAGAUCCUUUACAGUCAAUGCAGGAAAUAAAUCAAAAUUUUCCAAGUAUAGUUUCUUCACUAUCACGAAUGAAGCUUGACAAUUCCAUCAAAGAUGAAAUUAUUGCAAAUCAGCGAAUGGUUCCACCUGGCAAGUCACUGAUGGCUUUGAAUGGUGCUUUGAUUAAUAUUGAGGAUCUUGAUCUUUACCUGUUAAUGGAUAUGGUCCACGGAGAAUUAUCCCUGGCUGAUCAGUUCGCACGGUUAAAGUUGCCUCAAAGUGCUGCCCACAAGAUCCUGUCAGCUUCUCCACCAGCAGAAUCUAAUUCCUUUCGCGUUGACUUUCGGUCUUCCCAUGUGCAUUAUCUUAAUAACCUGGAGGAAGAUGACAUGUACAGAAGAUGGAGAAGCAACAUCCAGGAGCUAUUGAUGCCAGUCUUCCCUGGUCAGAUGCGUUACAUCCGAAAAAAUCUCUUCCAUGCUGUUUAUGUGUUUGAUCCUGCUUCAGCCUGUGGUGCAGAGACCAUCGACAUGGUCCUAUCUCUCUAUCAAGAUAAUGUCCCUAUAAGGUUUGGUAUCAUAAUGUAUUCUUCAAGACUCAUCAAUGGCAUUGAAGAAAGUGAUGGCACUCUUCCAGUAAAUGAUGGAGAAGACACUUCCAUUUUGAUAACAAGGCUUUUCUUGUACAUCAAGGAAACAUACUCAACACAGUUGGCAUUUGAAUUCCUCAGCAAUAUACAUAAAUCAAGGAAUGGUGAAGAUUACUACAGUGAAGAUCUUAUUGAAGCUCAUCACGUUGAAGUGGCAUUUGUUGAUUCAUUAUUGUCAAGUGCUAAAUCUCACCCUCAAGAUGUGCUGCUAAAGUUGCAAAAAGAUAACAUGUACAAGGAGGAGGCUGAACAAAGUUCUCGUUUUGUUCACAAGCUUGGAUUGUAUAAGCUGCAGUGUUGUCUAUUGAUGAAUGGACUUGUCCAUGAAUCAAAUGAGGAUGCGACUAUGAAUGCUAUGAAUGAUGAGCUUCCUAGGAUUCAAGAACAAGUUUACUAUGGGCAUAUCCAAUCCCAUACAGAUGUUUUAGAGAAAUUUUUGUCGGAAAGCAGCUACAAGCGGUACAACCCAUCAAUUACUGGCAAGAGUGCAGUAAAGAAAUUUGUUUCGCUCUUUGCAUCGUAUCAUCAGGAAGACUCUGUAUUGAAUGACAUGAAGUACUUACAGUCUCCUGGAACUGUAGAUGAUGCGAAACCUGUAACUCAUCUACUUGCUAUUGAUCUUUCGUCAAAAGUUGGAACAAAAUUGCUUCAUGAGGCCAUACGUUACCUGAUGGACGGCACUGAUAGAGCUCGUGUUGGUCUGCUACUUUAUGUCCGCAGUGGUUGUUCACCGCCUAUUCUACUUCUGAAAGAUAUCUUUGAUAGAACUAUUUCAUCUUUCAGCUACAAAGAAAAGGUAUUGGUCUUCCUGCACGAACUCCUGAAAUUUUAUGAAGCGCAACCUACGCCUGCCUCUUCAGUUGCUGGUGAUUGGACUAGAACUAUGAUGGAAAUGGUCUAUAGCUUAGCUGCGGAAACUGCUUUGUCUGUUGAUGAUUAUAAAGCGUGGUUUAAAAGUUUCUCUGCUGAUGCAGUUCCCAAAGGGAUGGAUAAGUUAUCUGACUUCUUAUUUGGGCAAUUGGGGCUUGUGUUUGGUAGUAAUGCUGUGAUAACCAAUGGACGGGUUUUUGUUAUGAAUGAAGGAGAACCAUUUUUGGCCAAUGACUUAGGUCUCCUCGAGUCUAUGGAGUAUGAUUUGAGAACAAAAUACAUAUUUGAAAUAAUUGAAGAGGUUGAAUUUGCUGGUGUUGACCCUGAUGACCUGACAAGCCAAUUCUACAGCGACAUUGCCAUGUUGGUCUCGUCAUCAAUGUCUGUUCGUGAAAGGCCAUCUGAAAGAGCACAUUUUGAAAUUUUGCAUGCAGAACAUAGUGCUAUCAAAUUGAAUAAUGAGAAUUCAAGUAUUCACAUUGAUGCUGUCAUUGAUCCGCUAAGUCCCACUGGGCAAAAACUUGCCCCACUUCUACGCAUACUCUGGAAACAGAUUCAGCCGAGCAUGAGGAUUGUACUUAAUCCUAUUAGUUCCCUCGUAGAUCUUCCCUUAAAGAACUUCUACAGAUUUGUUCUUCCAUCAAUGGAUGAUUUUAGCAAUACAGAUUAUUCUGUACAUGGGCCUAAAGCUUUCUUUGCAAAUAUGCCACUUUCAAAAACACUUACAAUGAACAUAGAUGUUCCAGAACCAUGGCUUGUUGAACCAGUUGUUGCCAUCCAUGAUUUAGACAACAUUCUUCUAGAGAAUCUCGGUGAUGUUAGAACUUUGCAGGCAGUAUUUGAACUUGAAGCUCUCCUCUUGACAGGUCACUGCAUGGAAAAAGACCGAGACCCUCCCCGUGGUCUGCAGUUUAUCCUUGGUACAAAACAAAGACCACACUUGGUAGACACACUUGUCAUGGCCAACUUGGGUUACUGGCAGAUGAAAGUCUCCCCUGGUGUGUGGUACCUACAAUUGGCUCCUGGCCGUAGUGCCGAUCUAUAUGAGCUACCUCCAAAACUCAUUGCCAUUGAUAGCUUGAGAGGCAAACUAAUGCACAUUGAAGUUCAAAAGAAGAAAGGCAAGGAGCGUGAGGAGUUACUAAAUGCUGCAGAUGACCACCACUUUCAGGAAAAGAUGGAUAACAAAGGCUGGAAUAACAACAUUCUGAAAUGGGCUUCUAGUCUCAUUAGUGGUGAUGCAUCAUCAAAAAAUAAAGCUGAUAAAAUCACCGACCGUAAGGAUGCAAGACAAGGGGAGACCAUAAACAUUUUCUCUGUUGCUUCUGGGCAUCUAUAUGAGCGUUUCCUCAAAAUAAUGAUUUUGAGUGUUCUAAAGAAGACGCAGAGGCCUGUGAAGUUUUGGUUCAUAAAGAAUUAUCUAUCUCCACAGUUCAAGGAUGUCAUACCCCACAUGGCUCAGGAAUAUGGAUUCGAAUAUGAGCUCAUCACAUAUAAAUGGCCAACAUGGUUACACAAGCAGAAAGAGAAGCAAAGAAUUAUAUGGGCAUAUAAGAUAUUAUUUCUGGAUGUCAUAUUUCCACUUUCAUUGAGGAAGGUGAUUUUCGUUGAUGCUGAUCAAAUUGUGAGAGCAGACAUGGGAGAACUAUAUGACAUGAACCUGAAGGGUCGCCCGCUUGCAUAUACUCCAUUCUGCGAUAACAACAAGGACAUGGAUGGCUAUCGAUUUUGGAAGCAAGGUUUUUGGAAAGAUCAUCUGCGAGGAAGACCAUACCAUAUCAGUGCGCUUUAUGUUGUUGAUUUGGCCAAAUUUCGGCAAACUGCUGCUGGGGAUACUCUACGUGUCUUCUAUGAACAACUCAGCAAGGACCCCAACAGUCUCUCUAAUCUUGAUCAGGAUCUCCCAAAUUAUGCUCAACAUACCGUGCCUAUAUUCUCUCUUCCUCAAGAAUGGCUAUGGUGUGAAUCUUGGUGUGGAAAUGCCACAAAGGCUAGAGCAAAGACCAUUGAUCUAUGCAACAAUCCAAUGACAAAGGAGCCAAAGCUUCAGGGUGCUAGAAGAAUAGUUCCGGAGUGGGUUGGUCUUGAUAGUGAAGCACGCCAGUUUACUGCACGAAUUUUGGGGGAUAAUCUUACUCCGGAAGCCACUUCCCCACCAUCUGAGACACCAAAACCUGACGAUAAAGACACUGAUCAGAAUGUGAAAGACGAGCUAUGAUCGACAGCUGUUUCCCAGGCUUGAUCGUACUGACUGAAGGUCUGAUGCCUCAGCAGUUCACGACAUGGCUAGAAGGGCUAAUUAAACACAGGUACCACAUCAUAGGAAUUCGUCACAACGCAAGACCUACGCAAGACCUGGAGUCCCGGACCAUGAGGCAUGCACCGCAAGCCAAGGUAUUGAGGUUACACUAAUCGUUUCCAGACCUGUCACUAUCUUGUCAGAAUAGGUUGACACGUGAGUCUGCUUGGGUGAUGAACUGGUCUGCUGCACACACAGUAACAGUCAACAAUUCACACAUUUCAGAUGUUCUUGUGACGCUGUAAAAUUUAUUGGUAGCUGCCAGUCGAAAGCCAACAGCAGGCUGGGAGCUAAAACGCCCGAGAAUUUUGUAGUCACCUGUUGAAACUCAAUAGUAAGACGAUGCCUGUCGCAUGAACCUCGUGAAA
Messenger RNA from Panicum hallii, 5291 nucleotides. RefSeq names its product UDP-glucose:glycoprotein glucosyltransferase. The transcript has 37 exons. Gene Ontology annotation, cellular component: endoplasmic reticulum. Gene Ontology annotation, molecular function: UDP-glucose:glycoprotein glucosyltransferase activity. Bases 1 to 4842 code for a protein of 1613 amino acids. The record is from RefSeq and is a predicted model, not a curated record. Lineage: Eukaryota; Viridiplantae; Streptophyta; Magnoliopsida; Poales; Poaceae.